This is a messenger RNA of Acanthamoeba castellanii str. Neff, 1101 nucleotides long. RefSeq names its product isocitrate dehydrogenase subunit 1, mitochondrial precursor, putative. Bases 1 to 1101 code for a protein of 366 amino acids. The record is from RefSeq and is a predicted model, not a curated record. Gene Ontology annotation, molecular function: isocitrate dehydrogenase (NAD+) activity. Gene Ontology annotation, biological process: isocitrate metabolic process; tricarboxylic acid cycle. Lineage: Eukaryota; Discosea; Longamoebia; Acanthamoebidae. Gene Ontology annotation, cellular component: mitochondrion. The transcript has 11 exons.
AUGAGGAGGACAUCCGCCGUCGCUUUGAGCCGCACCAGCACCAGCGCUGCCUGCAAUGCUCGCACCCUUUCCCGCAUGCUGGCCACCUCGACGGGAACCGAGGCGCCUCCCGCCUCCCUCUCGACCGGCGUGAGGAGGGGCCUCGCCCUCGGUUCCGAGAUUCCCGUCACCCUCAUCCCCGGUGACGCUCUGCGCGUGCCCAUCAAGUGGGAGGUCUUCGAGCGUGUCGGCGACAUCACCCAGAACUUCGAUCUGCUGACCUCGCUUGCCAGGAACCAGCUCUGCCUGAAGGGUCAGCUCAAGACCGACUACGAGGACAGCGAGCACUUUAAGAACAACAACCUUGUUCUCCGCAAGUCCCUCAACCUCUACGCCAACAUCGUGCCCAUCAAGAGCCUGCCCGGCAUCACCACCAGGCACUCGGGCAUCGACAUGGUCGUCUUCCGCGAGAACACCGAGGCCGAGUACUCGGGCUUCGAGCAGGAGGUCACCUCGGGCGUCGUGCAGAGCUUGAAGGUCGUCACCCGCGCUGCCUGCAUCCGCAUCGCCGAGGCCGCGUUCGGUUAUGCCGCUGCCGCCGGCCGCAAGCGCGUGCAUGCCAUCCACAAGGCCAACAUUCAGAAAAUGUCCGAUGGUCUGUUCCUGGAGAGCGUGAGGGAGGUCGCCAAGAAGUACCCCACCGUCGAGUUCAAGGAGAUGAUCAUCGAUAACACCUGCAUGCAGCUGGUCCAGAACCCCAAGCAGUUCGACGUCCUGGUGACGCCCAACCUGUACGGUAACCUGAUCAUCAACGUGGGCAGCGGUCUGGUCGGCGGCCCUGGCCUCGUGGCCGGCGCCAACUACGGCCUCCACGGCGAGGCCGUGUUCGAGCCCGGUGCGCGACACGUCGCUGCCGACAUCCAGGGCGCCAACGUCGCCAACCCCACCGGCAUGCUCCUCUCCGGUGUGAUGCUCUUGCGACACGUGGGCCUCAACGAGCAGGCCGGCCGCUUGGAGAAGGCCAUCCACGAUAUUCUCCUCCGCGGCAAGGUCCUCACCAAGGAUGUGGGCGGCUUUGCCACGACCAAGGAGUUCACCAAGGCCGUCAUCAACCACCUCUAA